AUGUUCAUUCUUGGCAAGAUUGCUAAAAAUGAAGCUGAAGGUAAAGAACAGGCGUUUGACCGUACAGACAAAGUACGAUACCAGAAGGUGGUCGAUGAGUACAAGGAAUACCAGGCCACCCUAUCAAAACCCCCAAAGGCAAUGAAGAGGGAUCGGUCUCAGGACGAGACGGCCCAUACUUCAAAAAGCAAGGUAGCGAGAACAAUUUGUACUAGUAAACCGUCAACAAGUGCGAUAAGGGCAUAUAACGAAGUUGCAAGGGAUGAGCUACAGGUGGCGCUCAUUGAUGAUAUUACCGGCAAUGGAAAAAAGGUGCUGAAGAAAUGGGGUGAGAUUGAGCCCAAACUGGCUGAAAUGGUGAUGGAACACUUUUUAACAAUUCUAGACGCCCCCACACCAGGCUUUGAUUCUUUAGAAGUGGUUCGUGGUUGCAGGGUCUUCAAAUGUGAUGACCAGCUAUCCAAAGUAUUUCUUGGCAACUGCAUUGCUAAGGUAAGUGAUGCAUGCGAAGGUUUAAGGCUAAAACCUAUCCCAGCCAACGAUAUCCCUAGAAGACCAAGUGUACGAUUUGAGUCUAAUAAUUUAUUAAUACGCGCACGGGCGAUUUUCAAUGACUACAGAAUAAAAAAAACAACGAAAUUUAAAGUGUGA
Teleopsis dalmanni is the source of this 651-nucleotide messenger RNA. RefSeq lists its product as uncharacterized. The record is from RefSeq and is a predicted model, not a curated record. Bases 1 to 651 code for a protein of 216 amino acids. NCBI's taxonomy places the organism in Eukaryota, Metazoa, Arthropoda, Insecta, Diptera, Diopsidae. The transcript has a single exon.